Molecule: messenger RNA, 1431 nt
Organism: Penicillium canescens
Lineage: Eukaryota; Fungi; Ascomycota; Eurotiomycetes; Eurotiales; Aspergillaceae
Gene: ppmA
Product: type 2C protein phosphatase PTC7
Exons: 1
Coding region: 1-1431 (476 amino acids)
Source: RefSeq, a predicted model, not a curated record
AUGAUCCCGCCAAGGGUUUCGUGUAGGGCCUGCAGUUCCGCCUGCAGUAGCCUACAAGCCAUCGCUCGAGACGGGGUGUAUUCGGCCUCCGCCAAUCCCAGCACAUACAGGGCCUCGUUACUUCUCAGCAAGCCUCACGUCCGGCUCUAUGCAGUCAGACAAAAAUCACAUCUGCAAAGCCCCACGCUUCAAUUAAAAGCCCAAGCCCAAUCCCGCCGGGGAUUCCAUUCCACACCAGCAACACACCUCGAAAAACAACCCUCUCCUUCUUCACCUUCCUCCCCCUGCUCAACGCGCCUCUCCUACCGCGUCGCCGUCUCCUCAAGCGGCAAAGGCCGCCGCUUCGACCCUCUCACAAACUCUUACAACUUCGACCCCUCCGCCGACGCCCUAGGCGUAACAAAAGACAAGAACAGCGUCAGCAGAAGACGCAACCGCCCGGACAGCGGCGAAGAUGCCUUCUUCGUAAGCCGAAUCGGAAUUCGAAUCUCAGACCACCAACAUGAAAACGCCGAAGCAGUCGCCUUCGCAGUAGCAGACGGUGUCGGCGGCUGGACCGAAUCCCGCGUCGAUCCGGCGGACUUUUCGCACGGGAUUUGCGGCUACAUGGCGCACACGGCACAGACCUGGCACGAGCCUGCUGAUCAGCUCCGCCCUAAACAGCUCCUCCAGGCUGGGUAUGACCAGGUCGUUGCUGACCCGACGAUUCGCGCCGGUGGUAGUACCGCCUCUGUUGGGAUUGCGUUGCCGGAUGGGCGGGUUGAAUUGGCGAAUUUGGGGGAUUCGGGGUCUGUUCUUUUACGGAGGGCUGCUGUGCAUCAGUAUUCUGUCCCGCAGACACAUGGGUUUAAUACGCCGUACCAGCUUAGUGUUAUCCCGCCUCGGAUGCGUGCCCAGGCUUCUGUCUUUGGUGGUGCCUUUUUGGAGGAUUUCCCUAAGGAUGCCAGUGUUACCAAUCUCAGGAUGCAGCAUGGGGAUGUGUUGAUGCUUGCUACCGAUGGCGUCUUUGAUAAUCUGAACAAUCAGGAUAUCCUCAAGCUCGUCACCGGCCGGAUGAUCCUGACCGGCGCGUGGACAGCCACCGAUUCUGGCGUCGGCGUUUCGGAUAACCUGCGCGCUUUGACUGCUCCUGGUGGUCUGGCUGAUGCAUUCCCUUCCACGUCAAGUUUGGCCAAGUCCAAGAAGGAGACAGAUGUCGAGGACCCUGUUUCUCGCCCUGAAGACCAAAUCACUUUGCAGUCUGUUCUCGCUGCUACCAUUGCCGGCGAGGCGAAGAAGGCUAGCAUGGACUACCGCCGCGAUGGCCCCUUUGCUAAGGAGGCUCAGCGCUAUUAUCCCGGUGACUACUACCGCGGCGGUAAGGUGGAUGACAUCUGUGUUGUGAUUGUCGUAGCUAUCGAUGAUAGCAUAGCUUCCAGCGGUGCAGUCUGA